CUUUGUGUUGAUUUUAUAUAAAAUUUAUAUUAUGAGUUUUCGGAUGCGAAACAGACACAGCCAAUCAUAAGCGAUGUUUCGUGAGGGUCACGUUAUAUUGGCUGCGUUCUUUUGUGUCUGCGCACAUCCAAGAUUUGUUCUAGAAAAAGAUCUCUCUGCUAUUGGUCAGAUUUGGACAAAAUCAAAUUUGAUAGAAACUGAGCUUUGUGUUAUAUAAUCGAGAGAGAGAGAGAGAGAGAGAGAGAGAGAGAGAGAGAGAAAGAGACGAUUAUUUCAACGAUUUACUAUUUAUACAUUAUUAUGUGGUCAGAAAUUAAUUCAGAUUAGACAAGAGCUGAUGGGGACCGUUGAGUGAAGGUUCGUUGAGGGAGAUUUGACAAAGUACAUAAUGUGAAAAAGAGCGUUAGUUAUCGACAACGCGACUCGGGUCUCGGGUAUGCGUCAUUGAUGUGAAUCGAGGUCGAUGCGUGUGCGUGCAACGCAAGCGAGGACUUCCCUCAGUGCGCAGAACAGUGAGACAGCUGACCGAUGUGACGGACGCUCGUACCUCGGCGUCAUCGCGUGCGCUUGUACUCAGUUUGCACCGAGUGUACUGUGUUCGCGACGUUUUCACAACAAUAUUGGAUCGAACGAACGUUUUCAGAAAACUACAUUAGAGCAUUUGCUCUACAUCUCGCGAUCAUGGAACAAAUGAUCGCUCUGAGCACGCAAAAUCCAUUGUCUCUACUCGUUAAGUUUGGCAUGAUGGCUUGGAAUAACAGUUGCGGAAUCGAAAACUGUUCCGGCCAUGGAGAAUGUCAUAACGGGACUUGUCUAUGCGAGAUCCAAUUUGAUGGACCUGAAUGCCAUAUCCCGAAUCUAAGUUAUUACAUCGCCUUUUCCACAAUCUUCUUUCUCUUGGCAUUUGUUUGCUUGAUACAACUGGUAAUGUGUAUCGUCGCCGAAUGGCAGAGAAUGAAGGCGCCUUCGUUUCUGAGAGCGUGUCGAGUUACCACUCAGAAGGUGUUGUAUUUUGUGGUGUUCCUCGCAUCGGUUAUAAGAGGCGCAUAUUUCACAUCACCAACCGCUUUUAAAGGAGGAUGGUCCAGAAGUUUACUGUCGGCGUAUUAUCCACUGCUUUUAAGUGGAUCAUCAUUAAUUGUCUGUUUUUGGGCUGAGGUGGUUCAUCUGAGAGACAUUCGAUGGGACAAACCUCAGUUUUUAUCAAAGUCUUUUCUGGCCUUUGUUGUCUUCAAUAUAAUAACGUAUUCCCUCCUGCUCGCGGAAUUUAUCACAGCUCAGACAUACUCGCAAGAAGAUCAAAGUUUUUAUACACAUGUAUUCAACGGUUGUUACGCAGUGCUCUUAUUCAUUGUGGUAAUUUUCUUCUUAAUAUACGGAGUGGAAGUAUUCUUCAAAGUUCGCGGUGGAUUUUUGAACGAAUAUCAAGUUACUUCCAUCGCAACGAACAAACGUAUAGCCGAUGAAAUGAAAGUUCACGCCGAAGAUCAGGCAACGGCAAAGCUAUUCGCCCCAUCUUCAUCUGCAUCCACAGUUGAUCCUUUGCAGCAAGUGAACACGUCUCAGUUGCAUCAGUCGAGAUUUGGAUUGCUCUCGCAAGCUUUCAUGCUGUUUAUAGUAGUGGGCUUUUUGUUUAGUGAGACUCUCAGUGAAUUUUGGAAAACAAAAGUACCAUUGUAUAGCAGGAAUUGGCAUGAUGUAGUAUUUCGUGUUAUCGAAGUCGGUGUGGCAUUGUGGUUUCCGUGCGUUUUAUGGAACUGUAUAAGUCCGGAGCAACUAUGGAUUCUAAACCCGAAACGCAUACUGAAGAGACUCGAUCUCGAUCAGGGAAAGCACAUCAAGGAAAUCGAACUGCAAGAGAAAAAUGCGUCCCAAGACACCGCGUUUCUUUCCGCGGAUACGGCAUCGAUUAACAGUAAAGAUUGUUGGAUUUGUUACGACAGCGAGCGACAGGAUGCGGGCCCGUUGAUACAGCCAUGCCACUGCAGAGGCGACGUGAGCGCUGUGCAUCACGAUUGCCUGCGUCGUUGGCUCGUUGAGAGCUCCGUGAAUGCUGACAGCCUUAUCUGCAAAGUUUGCAACACACAAUACAACGUCGAACACGCCAGUCGAUUGGAUUGGCAAAACAGUUUGACUCCGCGCCAUUGUUUGCAAACUAUCGCUAUUGUUACCACGAUGUGCGCGUCUUCCGCCGCCGCGUGGAUAGUCAUUCAACUUGUGGAAGGGCCAAUUAUCAGAAUGUUCGCAGCCGGAACCGCGUUGCUGAUCAUGUACGUCUGCAUAAGAUUUUUGAGCAUGAACACCGUCGUGGCGUAUCAGCGAGCAAAAAUUGCUUCUUUGAACAUCGCCAACAGCGGCGAGAGCAGCGGAAGUGCGCACGUCGCGACGAUCAGUCACACGAUUUCCGUAGACUUGACGAAAUCGGACAUGGCUACGAUAUAAAUUUGUACUUGCCGCGAUAUAACACAGAUAUAUCUUCCUGCUUGAGAUCAAUUCAAGGUAGAGAGGGUAGAUAUAAUGUAUAGAUGUACAUUCUCUUUUCGACCCCAUGUGUAUAUAGCGCGCGAUAGUGAUUAUAAGGCGCGGUGUGUUUUUAGGUCAAAGUUUUAUGUUUUUUUUUAUGUUUUUUUUUAUUUUUUUUUAUUUUUUUUUAUUUUUUUUUUUUUUAUGUAUCUCUUUUUUGUGAGAUAACGGAGCUUCGCGAAAAUAAAUAAUACGGCUGGAAGGAAAACACACCGCGCCUGCUGUUUCACUAAGAGUUUACAUUGAAGUUGCCAAACAAUUCAUAUUUUACGUCUUGAUUAGGUCGUUACAUAAGUAUAUAACUCGCGAAGAUCGAUUUUUUGUAUAGGAUUUUACUCGUAUUUUACAUUGCAUAAAUACUUCACGUCUAACAUUUCAUAAAAAGUUUUUCAUAAAAUGCGAACGAUACGCAAUUACACGUACCUUGAUUGCGUUCGUAUUAAAUUUUAAUAAAUUUCUCAUUUGCACACUUGUAAGUAUAUGUCUAAAAACACUUUGGAUAUAUUCAUCAAAAUGAAAUUGGCAUAGUGGUUUUUUUUUUUUUUUCACAAUCAUUUGCUUCAAAGGAACAUUUUCAAAGAGAAGUUUUUCAUGAAUAUAAACAUUAUAUAUGUACGUAUAUAUACAUAAACAAAUAUAUAUAAAUAUAAAUAUAUAUAUAUAUACAUACAUAUACAUAUCAUUAAAAUAAUCAUGUCAUUGGUGCAAUUACUAACCAUUAUUUAAUACUUUACUGAUGAUAAAUAUUUAAGAAGAAUGUUACAAAGUAUUCUGUUGGUUCUAUUAAUGAUGUCUGCUCACGUAAAGUUGCGUCAAUUCUCGAGUCGAAUCAGUUCAAUUUGUGUGGAUGUUCAUGCAUCGUGAGUUUAGAUUUUUAUGUUGCUGCGUUCUUGAAAAAACCAGUUACACUCACGACUCAUAAAUAUCUGAACUUAACAAAAAUUAAUGCAGCUUUAUGUGAAAAAAUAGUAAUAGGACCGAUUGUAGUAGAAUAGUAAUAAUAGAGUUAUUAGAGAGAGAGUGCAUACUAAUAUAAUUAUUAUAUAUAUAUAUAUAUAUAUGUAUAUGUAUAUAUAUAUACUUUAUGAGUUAAGAUAUACAUAAAUGAUUAAGAAUAAUUGAAAUUAAUAAAUUUCAAAGAAUUUGUUUUUUUUUAAAUUAUUUUAUUUUAUUUUUUUUAUCACAUAAACUAAAAGUUCUAUAUUAAUAAGUGCUUGAAGAGGGUGAAAUGAACCUUGCUAUUACAGAUUUAUAUUGAAAAAUUAAUUUUGAUUUUGCGUCUUCUAGCUGUACACACAGCUAAAAAGUAUAAUUUUGAAGACAUGACUAUGUAACAUUGUAACAUCUGAUGCUGUAAUAAGUCACAUUGAAUUUAUAUAAACUUGCUAUGGGUAAUAUAUAUAUA
This is a messenger RNA of Pseudomyrmex gracilis, 3928 nucleotides long. RefSeq lists its product as uncharacterized. NCBI's taxonomy places the organism in Eukaryota, Metazoa, Arthropoda, Insecta, Hymenoptera, Formicidae. The record is from RefSeq and is a predicted model, not a curated record. Bases 682 to 2442 code for a protein of 586 amino acids. Gene Ontology annotation, molecular function: zinc ion binding. The transcript is spliced from 10 exons.